AUGACUUUUCUUUCUUUCUUUCUUUCUUUCUUUCUUUCUUUCUUUCUUUCUUUCUUAUGCUGUAAUUUCGUCGUUAUGUCAUCAUCUCUCUUUAUCUGGCUAAAUAUAUAUGACUUUCUUUGUUUCACUCAAUUUGGAUCUCCUCUUCUCUUCAAAUCCUUUUCUUUCUUUCUUUCUUUCUUUCUUUCUUUCUUUCUUUCUUUCUUUCUUUUACUCUUCUCUCUCACUCACUCACUCACUCCUCACUCCUCCUCUCUCUCUCUUUCCUCCCUCCCCUCCUCCUCCUCCUCUCCUCUCUCUGUCUCUCUCUCUUUCCUCCUCCUCCUCUCUCUAUCCUAUCUCUCUCUUUACUCCUCCUCCUCUCUAUCUCUCUCUCUUUCCUUCCUCACUCCUCCUCUCUAUCUCUCUCUCUCUUUCACUCCUCCUCCUCACUCAUUCCUCUCCCUCCUUCUCUCUUUUCACUCCUCACUCCUCACUCCCUCCUCUCUCUAUCUCUCUCUCUUUCCUCCUCCUCCUCCUCCUCCCCCUCCUAUCUCUCUUUUCACUCACUCCUCCUCCUCUCUCUCUCUUUUUCUCUCUAUAUAUAUAUUCUUUAAAAUUUAA
Molecule: messenger RNA, 603 nt
Organism: Acanthosepion pharaonis
Lineage: Eukaryota; Metazoa; Mollusca; Cephalopoda; Sepiida; Sepiidae
Source: the annotation of a GenBank genome assembly